Necator americanus (New World hookworm) is the source of this 390-nucleotide messenger RNA. RefSeq lists its product as uncharacterized. NCBI's taxonomy places the organism in Eukaryota, Metazoa, Nematoda, Chromadorea, Rhabditida, Ancylostomatidae. The transcript is spliced from 3 exons. The record is from RefSeq and is a predicted model, not a curated record. Bases 1 to 390 code for a protein of 129 amino acids.
AUGAGAGCCCAAUGGGUGACUCUCGCAUCCGGAGAAAUGGAGGAUUUACCGGCGACGCUCGACGAUUUCGAAGAACAACAGGCGUCACGUCGCAGACGAAAAGAGAUCCUGGCACAGCUUCUGAAGACUUGGAUCGACGUUCACGAAUCUCUAGUGCAGAUCAUCGGACAACAUUACCUACUUCAUUAUUAUCAUUUAUUAUUAUUAUUAUUAUUAUCAUUAUUAUUAUUAUUAUUAUUAUUAUUAUUAUUAUUAUUAUUAUUAUUAUUAUUAUUAUUAUUAUUAUUAUUAUUAUUAUUAUUAUUAUUAUUAUUAUUAUUAUUAUUGCUAUUAUACCUUCAUUAUUAUUUGCUAUUAUAUAUUAUGUUAGGCAAUUAUUCUAUAUUAUAG